Messenger RNA from Macrosteles quadrilineatus (aster leafhopper), 5238 nucleotides. RefSeq lists its product as uncharacterized. Lineage: Eukaryota; Metazoa; Arthropoda; Insecta; Hemiptera; Cicadellidae. Gene Ontology annotation, molecular function: protein serine/threonine kinase activity. The record is from RefSeq and is a predicted model, not a curated record. The transcript is spliced from 33 exons. The coding region runs from base 118 to 5238 and encodes 1706 amino acids.
CGGGUAAUGGAAACAUAAGAGUUAAAAGACACCUAAUUUAAUACUGUGAAAUUAUUAGUGGUCAAUUCAUUGUUUCAUUUCUAUUGAAAUCAAAUGCAUGCUAGUAUAAGUUAAAUCAUGGAUCAACUACAGAAUGACCUGAGACAGUGUUUGGAUUUAUUGGACUCUACUAAAGUGACAGAAAGACGGAAAAAAUGUUCAGAACUACAAGACUACCUUCAGCGGCAGGAUGUCACAAAGUUGUUGAACGAAAACACAAAGAUCAGGGAGGGAAUCACCUGGGAUGCCAUUCUAUCCACUGCCCAUAGAGGAUUACUCAAAGAGGCUGAUAAAAUCAGGGAUGAAGAACAAAAAGGCAAAGGAUCUGCUAAGCUGGAUGGUCCUAAAGUUUCCUUCUGUGGACUGAUAUCAACCAUAACCAAUAAAGCCAACACAGGAGGUGUACAGAGACUGAGUGCAGGACUGCUUCUGCAGUGUGUCCUCAGCAUAAUACAGGAGAGAUUUCACUGUAAACACUUUGGCUUCACCUACCUGCAGGUGUUGCGUCACCAGAUACUUACUUGCCAUAACUACUGUGCCAAUGUUGGGGAAGACAAUUGGAAAGAUUUACUACGAUUGUGUGAGCAUCUUUACAGAAACCCACCUCCGAGAGUUGAUAAGAUUCUGAUUCUCUCCACUCUAAACCUCAUUGUGAAAAAAGGUGGAAAGCAUUCAUUUGUGGCCUUAGAAAUCAAGAAGAAGUUUCCGUUUAUCACAGAGUGUAUAAAGAGUGAUGCCAGAACACUUAACCUACAAGAACACCUGGCUAGGUUGGCUCUAUCAAUGUGUGAAACCUUGCAAUAUGAAUGCCGAAUGUCAAUCUGUAAAUUUGGAGAAGAAGUUAUGUCAGACCUCAGAAACAUGUAUGACUACCGAGAAACUGGAGCUUCUAGAAAAAAGGAUAUUCUUCUGGAGUGGUUCCUGGUGCAGGUUAGGGCUCAUCAUCCGGGUGGUGCGAGACGCGGGUGUCCGGGUGCCUACGCUCACGAGUGGGAUAUCUGGGUGAAACAGCUCGGAUGGCUCUACCAGCUGGUAACUGCUGAGGUCACAUCGCUGUUGAGACACAGAAGUGUUUGCCGGACGUUGAAGCCUGCGUUUAUUAGUCUGGCGGUUUGUGUUUGCAAACAGGUGUUUGAGACUGACAGUAGACGACUUUUGGACAUGAGCCUCAUUUCCAACCUGGAGGACACGUCCAUGGUGGAGGCCCACGGCAGCGGCAGCGCUCCCAAACGGAUCAAACUUGAAACUGGAGUUGCGGCUGUGGUGGACAAACUGGCAACGACCCCUCAACAAGACAUGUGGCCGUGGUUGUCGCUGCUGACAGCCUUGUGUUUCCAUCACCCAGAUCUGGUGACGGAAAGUGACUUAUCCUCUUUGCUACAAAUCUGCUCAGAGAAUCUCCAGACUUGUAAAGAUAUAUCGACCACUGAGAACUUGUACAGAUGCUGUGAAGCACUGUUGUUUGUGGAGAGCAAGAAAGAUGUCAAACUUCUAGACACGAAGAGGUUAACACAGUUAUGGGAGAGCAUUUGGGACACUUCAUUGAGAGCCUUAGGCCUUAACCUGUGUGAGGAGAGGUCACAUAGCCUGGUGUGUAGAUUGGUUCACAGCAGCAAACAGCUGACUGUUGAUCGUCUGCUACAACUGUUUGUCUCUGGUGCGAUCCACAGGUCGUCCCACAGUCUGCAGACGUUGUUGACCAUCGCUACCAACUACUGUAUCUCCGAUUUGGUUGGGGUCAAGGAAUGCAAGACGCUGAUGGACUGGGUGUUGCCUUGUAGAGAGGAAGGAUCAGACGACCACACUAGCAGUAUCUCUGUACUGAACUGCACUGAUCUGGUGGCUAAAGCACUGGUAGCUCUGACAAUCAAGUCCACCGCCCCUGCUGGUGAGAUUGAACAGCCUACUACGACAGUCUCUGGCGUAGAGCAACACUACCUUUACACGACAUUUGAAGGAGGACUUGUAACCAAAGCGAGUACCAAGGCAACAGUAAAGAAGAAAGCUAAGGAGAUUUUGACGGAGCCUGUGCUGGUGAGUCAUUUGAGGCUGGUGGUAAACAGAGAGCACUUUGCUGUCAAGGAGGGUGUUAGACAAGUAGACACCCAACCUGUAGCUGCAGGUGUCUACAGUCUGGCUCUCAACACACAACUGCUGGCACACAUCACCAGCGUACUUAGAGACUGGGGGCUAAACGUUGAUAACAGACUGGCAUCACUCCUAUCUGAGUCUUGUGACUUGACGGCUGACUCUAUCAAAGACGUUUUGACGAACCAAAGCGACACAGCUACAAUAUCAAAUGUGCUGGACCGGUUGUUACACCUGCUACAGCUGUUGGCCGACACACAAUCACCUGAUCUUGUGAGACGUCUGGCCACCGAUUACAUCACCAAAGCGUGCUACACGCUGGCACUGGUGUCGCAGCGUGCUCACCAGCCGACAGGUGAUUUUGAUUUUGAUGAGAUGGAUAUUACUCCAGCCAAUUGCUCAGAGGACAUUUCUCCGUUUGACGAAGAGAGUGUGCAAGGCUGGGCUAGUGUACAGUUGACAGCCUACAGAGCAGCACUACAAGCCAGUAGGGCUAACCUGGGCUUUAUGAUCAGGAUACUCAAAGUGCCUUCCAACAACAACCCUGAAGUUUCCCCUACCACCAGUCUACACAUGGCUCUGUCAGCUGCGAGAUUGGUGUGCUCGCUGUCGUCCGUAGAUGACAAUGUGUUAACAAGUCUUCUGUUACUACUACAACAUCUGUGUCGUCAGUGGCAUGCCAACGACAUCGCAACCAUCACCAUCCUCGACUUCUUGCAAGACGUUUGUAACCAUUUGGACCGAUGCCCUGAUGAUGACAAUCGCAGCAACUACAUCGUUUUGGUAACGGGCAUCCUGAAAUUCAGCCGAAAAAGGAAAUAUGGAGCUCACGUUUGUGACAGAUUUGUUCGUCUUCUAGGGCAUAUUGCUCAGGUGGAUCCACUGGGGCUGUGGACGUCGAGGGAGACUAAUGACGGGAGCUACAGAGCAUUUGCACAUGAGCUACUCUCCUUCCUCGAGUCUCCCUUCCAUCAGGUCAGAAUGACGGCUUGUCAGAAUCUAUGGACAUUGUUCUCAUCUUCCACUGUUCAACAACAGCAAGCCAUGUUAGAUGAGUUGCUGACAGCAGUCAAUGAAGUGUUCAUCGUUCAGGGUGACUUGAUAGCAGAGGAGCAGCAAGAUGAAGGGGUGUUACGCACAGCCACAGCUCUACAUGCGUUGGCGGCUCUGUUGGCCAUGACAUCACGCUGGCGAGCCCGAGCAUUGCAGCACACCUGCCUGCUCACUGUCGAAAAAAACCUGAACACUGAUCUAGUCAAGAAGAUGCUGACAGUGGUAGCAGAUCACCUGGGAGUGGCCAGCCUGGGUGGCCUGGUGCAGCCGAUGUUGCCCUCAGUGUUGUGGGGCUGGCACGAACGGUUCAACAGUCUCGACCGGUUCCCCUGGCAGGCUCUAGGCUACCCAGAUGAGAACCGGUUCUACCAGGCCAAUCUGGCGGCUGUGGUGCCGGUUCUGGUGCACCGCCGGGACGAAAAAUCACUCUCUCAUGUUUCCUCUGUCAUUGGGCAGAGUGUCAUGCAAAUAGUGCAGACGUGCUAUCCUGUUCUUGUUGGAAGUAUUUUGCCCCGGCUUGCAGACGAAAAUCAACAACAGAGCGCCACCAUUAUCAGUGGAACAGUGGAUAAAUAUCUGGGGGGAGAAAAAUUCAACAUGAUGCUUGUAAGCAAGAUGGGAAGUGUUAUAACCAACAUGUUGGCAACACUGUAUGACCAGGAUUGUCUCAGAGGUCUAUGUGGAGAUGAGCUGACUGUACUGCCGGAGCCUGGCAAGCUAAUGUUCUCUACUGACCUUAUACUGGGUGGUCUACGUUACAUACAGGAAAAUUCGCCCAAGAGUGGUGUUCCACUGCUAGUCUUCUUGUCUCUAGAGAAACCUAGAUUCAUCCAGAAAUCACUUUUGAAUCUGUAUUCAAAAGUUCUACAAACGAAGAUACCUGAAUACAAACUGUUGUAUUUGCAUCAGUUUGUCAGUUUGUGUGACAUGGUGAUCUCAGUCAUUGGUCAGCCCCAGUUCAAGAUGUCCUCUUUCAGCAUUUCUUGGGUGGUGAGGGUGCUGCUACACCUGGUGGAAGGAGACACACAGAUGUUGGCUGUGUCUUACCUCUGCAAGUUUCUGUCAGCAGUUCUACCCUCUCAUCAUUCACUGUUGGAUGGCUUACUGCCCAUCAUCACCUCUAGACUGGUGCCUCUCGCAUCUCCGGAUACCAGUGCUGGUCGUAAGGUGCUCUCUGUUUUGGAGCUGUUGUUGGUCACUCACGCCUCAACACUGCCCAGUGUUGCCAACCUAGACCCUCUCCCGUCGGAGCCGAUGUUUGCGCCCCUGUCACAACAGUACCAGACACUGCGCUACGCUGACCCCCUCUCCACCUCCCUGCAGGCUGAGAUACAACAUGUGUUGACUGCUGGGGAGGGCGAUGGGACAUGUCGACCGGAAGGAUUGAGGCAUCUUAGGAAACAGUUGUCAGAGAAGAAGCCUGAGCUUGAACAGCUGUUCAGUGAGCUACGAGCCACGAGAGGCUUCACAGAAGACUGUGAUCAGAGUCUCCUACAUCAGCUGAUCAGUCUACUUAUUAGAAUAAUAGCAGGAUCAGAUCCUGAGGCUAGAUACGAAGCGGCAUGUUGUCUUGGGGAGAUUGGCCCGGGAGACCUGACAACACUAGGUCUCAAGCCAGACGCCCCCAACUCAUCAGAUGUUCCCCUGGACCUGUUGCUUCAGACGAUAGUCGGUCAUCUGACCAAACAUCUGUUUGACUCUGACAUUCAGGUGGUUCUGGCAACUUCAGAAGCACUGUACGCCCUCUGCGGUAACUUCAGUCAACAACUAACAGGUGUAUUGACGACAGAACAGUCAGAUCUGCUGUACCCGUUCAUCAGCACUGCUACCAGGAGUGGUCACAAGAAGCCUUCAACAGUCAGUGUAGACGAGGACGCUCUUGUCCCUGUGGUGCCGUUGUUCUAUCCUAAGAACGUCUGUUCCUCAAUGUUUGAUGUUACAGGUGUAUUGACGACAGAACAGUCAGAUCUGCUGUACCCGUUCAUCAGCACUGCUACCAGGAGUGGUCAUAAGAAGCCUUCAACAGUCAGUGUAGACGAGGACGCUUUGUCUCUGUAG